This is a messenger RNA of Zootermopsis nevadensis, 2035 nucleotides long. RefSeq names its product choline/ethanolamine transporter flvcr2a. NCBI's taxonomy places the organism in Eukaryota, Metazoa, Arthropoda, Insecta, Blattodea, Termopsidae. Gene Ontology annotation, biological process: transmembrane transport; heme export. Gene Ontology annotation, molecular function: heme binding; heme transmembrane transporter activity. The record is from RefSeq and is a predicted model, not a curated record. Gene Ontology annotation, cellular component: membrane.
CCUCGCGUUAUCUGCCAUUGCAGGAACAAGCGGAAGUUGUGGUGGCAGUGUGACUACGGAGACCAGAAUGGAAAGUUGUGAAACUAGUUCGAAGACAGAUUAUACAGCGUAUUCAAAGAGAUGGCUCAUACUUCUCAUAUACUUUUAUUUCGCUGUGAUGUCUGCAUUCCAGUGGUACCAGUAUUCCUCCAUAACAAAUAUUAUAGUUCGUUAUUAUAGUGUCGACAAUUUUUACGUAAACUGCACAACUUUAAUGUUCAACGUUACUUUCAUUGCAUUAGUGUUUCCAGCGUCUUACUUGUUGAAUAAAGUGAUAUUUGUUCUCCCAGGGUAUGAGGUGGUCUGUCAUCCUGGGAACAUUCUUCACAGCAGCUGGGGCAUUAGUCAAGGUGGCUUCUGUCAAACCUGGCCUAUUCUGGGUAACUUUUCUGGGACAGACCCUGGUUUCCUUCACACAAGCCGUUGCUAUGCCGAUGCCUCCUUUCAUGCCUGCCGUUUGGUUUCCUUCCAAUCAAGUCAAUACCGCCUGCUCAAUAGCUGUGAAUGGUACGAUGCUCGGCAUUGCCCUCGGAUUCGUCGUACCUCCGAUCAUGGUGCAAAACCACGACAACCUCGAGGAAGUGGGGGCUGGGCUUGCAACAAUGUUCUAUUGGACAGCCGGCCUGUCCACAGGAUCCUUCAUUCUUGCUAUUCUGUUUUUAGAGUCAAUGCCUGCUACGCCGCCAAGCCAUGAGCAAGCCCUCAAGGACAGCGCCUGUGCUCCGCUGGUGAAGAUCUUAAAGAAUCUGUUUCUGAACCCAUGUUACGUCCUCUUGCUCAUUGCUUAUGCCAUUAACCAGGGAGUUGUUAACUCCAUGUCAACGUUUCUCAACCAAAUGAUUCUUCCGUAUUUUAAGAACGGUGAAGAAUUCGCUGGUCGCAUUGGACUGACACUUACAGUCGCGGGAAUGAUGGGUACUACUCUGUGCGGUAUAAUAAUGGACAGAACAUUGAAGUACAUAAAUGCUGCAAUGUCCGUGUUCGCAUUAACUGUGGUGGGCAUGAUCGCCUUCACAUUUUCGUUAAAAACACAGUCCGAGAUUUUUGUUUACCUUGCAACUUCUUUUGUGGGGUUCUUCUUGGGAGGAUACGUCCCUAUAGCAUAUAGCUUUUCAUAUGAAGUAACUUAUCCAGAACCCGAGGGGACUUCUAGCGGUAUGCUGUCUGCAGCUGCCCAAAUUGUAACUACAAUCUUUACGCUGUUGUAUGCAGCCAUGAUUUCGUCUUUGGGCAAUGUAUGGGCCAAUAUUGCAUUCAGCUUAAUUCUUCUAAUUGGCACAAUUAUCCACCUCUUUAUGCAACCCACCUUACGGAGACAGGCAGCUUAUGAGAACGUAGUGUCCAUCAAUGAACCACUGUUACGGUAGGACAUGGAUUCUACAUCGCCAGAUAUCCCAGCACAAUACACAAACAAAUCACUUCUCGUAGGGAGGUUUAAUGUUUCGCCAGUUAUUAUAAUCAUAAGUCAGUCUCAUUUUCCUAAGCCAAGUUGCUCAGUGUCCCCAACAGAAAAUCCCAGCAUAAGAAUUCUUAUCGCUACGAUAUUACAGACAAGUGAAAAUGUUACAGCCUUUGCCCAAAGAAAAUAUAGAGCCAACACUUUGGCAGAUUUUUUUAAAGGUUUGUGUGGCAAGAAUUAUGAGUUAGUUAUAACCUCGGCACUAGAUGGAGGAAACUGGUUAGCGUCAUAACCCGGCCGCUUUACUCCCGGGGAAGGGACCCCUGGUACAAAUUGGACAGGAGGCUGAGUGGGCGACAGAACCGGUCUGGACAUAGAGGCUACAAGAAAAAUCCUCUGCCCCGAAAGGGAAUCGAACCCCAGUUGUCGUCAGUUACAAUACUGACCGAGGGUAAUUAACGACCGAGCUAAUGGCAUGCCAACUCUGGGAUUUUACUAGUAAUGUUAGUACAGAAGUAUUGAGAAAAUGUCUGUAUGUGAAAUCAUUGGUGAUAAAACACUGUAGUAAAUGUUCUUGAAAUAAAAUACUUGCACAAU